Molecule: messenger RNA, 8065 nt
Organism: Colius striatus (speckled mousebird)
Lineage: Eukaryota; Metazoa; Chordata; Aves; Coliiformes; Coliidae
Gene: SLC68A1
Product: major facilitator superfamily domain containing 13A
Exons: 9
Coding region: 5319-6731 (470 amino acids)
Source: RefSeq, a predicted model, not a curated record
GGGCACGCGGGCGCGGUGCCUCCCCCGCUAUAAUGCCGGCCUGCGGUUGUGUCUUACGCCCGCAGCGGGGCCGCUCGGGCGGCGGUGGGGGGGAUGCACCCUCCCCCCCUGCAGUGGGGUAGUCCGGGUCCGGGAGACUCCCUCCUCCCCCCGCCAGUGCAGUGGGGCAGUCCAGGUGGCGGAACGCCCUCCCCCCUAACGCACGGGGGUAGCCCGGGUCGGGUGGGAAUCCUCUCCCUGCCGUGUAGAGCCCUAGUGCUCAUCAUCCGCUGCUCUGGACGGUCCUGCGGGGGCUAGGGAGCCCACCCUCUCUCUGCUGUCAGUGGUCUCAGUCCUUCUGUCCCCUGCCUGGAGCUGGUGGGGGUCUGGCUCCCAUCCCUUCACAGGGUCGUGGCAGGGAGAGGUGGUCACCGUGUCGUCCUGCUCUACCUGGAGGUGUGGAACAGCGCUGUGGCCACCACAUCCCUCUCACACCUUCCCCUCGCCUGGCAGCACAGCCCCAAAAACCCCUUCCACUGCCACGGAGCCUGAGUGGGAGCCCACCACGAACCCAUAGCCCUGCCCCUGCCCAGCUGACCUUUCUCUACCGAGGCUACCAGGCUGGGAGGGAGGACCCUGUGGAUGGGGUGCUGGGGGUGGCACCACUGCUUGUCCUCUUUGUGGCUGAAGAAACGGCAUCCUCAGCCCUGGCCUGGCUCCUUGUGUUCCUCUCCCACAUGUGGGCUGCCAGCUGCCACAGCUGGUGACCCAGCACUGUGUUUUUCAGGCCUAAACAUCACGGAGAUACCUGGUGGCCCUGUGGCUGAUGCCAGGGCAUUGCUGUGGGGACAGGUGUGGCUUUGAAAGGUUUGUACAGGUGAAGUCUCCCUGGUGAGAAGAUGGAGAUGUGUGGCAGAAACUCCCAGUUACUGCCUUGGGCAGAGUGGUAAAAAGUGCAUCUCGGUGUUUCCUAUUAAGUCUUAAUGAGAACAAGCAGUAUCUGUGCAAUAAGCCUCUCUUCUGGCUUCUGUGAAUCCCCUCUAGGGGGUUGGUUUCAAUAAGUGUUUCAUACUUACUUCCACAUUUGUAAUUUGAGUUACCAGGUGAUGGUUCCUGUACCAGUGCUGUGAAGUCCACUGUAGCAUUAGAGUUUAUGUUGACAGCAACAUCACGAGGAACCGUUUUUUAAUACUUCCAGCACCCUUUCCUUUCACCGUAGAACAAUUAACUGUUCAGAAAAGUGGUGCCACGUGCUGCUCAGUUAAAUGUCUUAGCAAGUUCCAAGACUAUGAGAUCUACCCAGUUACCCCCAUUAACGAGCCUCAUAAUCUCAUUAGGGGAUGAGAUCUGGUUUAAUGAGAUUGCACUGCUGAAGCACAGCUCCACAGAAGCUACCAGCUGGUUCAGGAUGUUAAUUGUUGUCUGCGUGGCAGUUCUCUUUAUGGGUGUGAACUCUGCAGUAGUGACAGAAGCACUUAAUGGAAGCUCUGUAAUAAAAAGGGUGUUUCCAAAUCUCUCAUGAUACGGAGGUAUCUGAAUUGAUAAACAGUACUGGGAAACGCCCUCAUGGCCGCUUCGAAAUAGUGCAUUUCCUUGAUGCUCCAGGUGAUACCAUGUUUUCAAAGGCUUCAUUGCCUUGCUGUUCAGAUAGCAGGCUGCUGUUAGGGAGAUGGUUAAUGUUUCCUGUGGGACUGGGUUUGAUCUUCCCUUGAGACUUUCUGUUAGCAAGUGGAUUAUCUGAGGAAAGGUGGCAUUAGCAUUUCAGAAGUAGGAUAGUGAAGAAAUGAGGGUCUUUGAGAUAUGUUCACCUCUAAGAGAGUGCACAGGAUCAAAGUUUGGUCAAAGAAGUCUAAAUUUUGUGGAGAGUGUGUCAAGGAAGGGGAUUGGAAUAGGAUUUUGAGACCUUUUUUAAGUGGAGACUCUUUCAGUUUCAUUCAGUGAAACAGCUCCAUGGAGGGCUCCCUUCUUGACGAACAGAGUCCUGCCAGAAUCCUAUGUAGCUCCAGGGGGUGAAGACCCUGCAAGGUGUCUAUGCUUUGGAGACCUCCUGGUGUACCACACGUGGAAUUGGAAGGAGCAUGCAGAACAAGACCUGUAUUCACAAAGCAGACUUUGUCACUGACAAAUAAGCCUGACCAGAUUAAGACAUCCAUGACUGUUUCCUCUAGCUGAGAAUGUCAUUUAUGAGGUUCAGGAUGAGCUGGCAUGCCCAGCAUGAGUUGGAACUGGUCACAGAGUGUCACCUCUUUCACAGGUGCAGCUCCAGCCCAGCUUCCCUGUAAACAGGGCAGUGACAAAUGUCUAGAAAUAGGGUCCUCUCUUGGGUGGCUUUCCCAGGUGGUGGGUUUAUGGUGUUGCAAAUGCAGAGACACAAAGCUGGUAUGCUUGUCUGUCCCUCUGCUCUAGCUCGUGUGCCACAGUGCAGAAUAUGCAGCAGAGGCAGUGUAGUGAUGUCUGGAGCAAGUACAGACAUAUCCUGGAGUAUGAUUUGGGGUAUUCCAGCCUGCAUUACCCACAUAGUGGGGAAUGAACGAGAGAGUCAUCCCGUUACUGCGGUCAAGUCUGCAGAUGACUAUUUUGGGUUCCUGAGUGGCAGCUUCAGCAUACAGGAAUCAUCUGGCUCUACUUGAAGAAUUGGCUUGGGCCAAGAUUCAUGUAUGUGUCUGUGUUGCCAACUUAGUACAACUGACUUCAGCUGUGGAAGGCUGGAGCUCAGCCUUGUUGUAAAGCCAAAGGGUUGCCGAAUGGCCAUGGGACGCAAUGGCUUGUGAAUCCAGCUGUGAGCUGGCUGGGAAGUCAGAGCAGCUGUGCCAGCCCCAAACUGUGGUGUGCUUCCAGCCCCUGCUCUCAAACAAAGGCAGUGCUUUCCUGAUAGUCAGUACUCAAACAUCCUUCUCAACAAGAUAAGAUCUACAAACGUCACUGGUGGGAUCCGCGCCAGGUGUCAGAUGCGGAGGUGGAAGUUUCUCAAAUAAAGGCUAGUGGCUUCCUAAGUUACGAGCUUGUUGCUUUAUGACUGUGCAUUAGAAGUUCAGUGUGAAUGAAUGUUAUUCCUUCCUGCAGCUCCUUUUCCCAUUACUACUUAAAGCCUAAUGUUGAAAAGUUCUGACAUGCUGCGUGAGUAAUUCUCCAUUCCAAGGAAAAGGUUGUGAAAAUACCAUUGUGGCGAGCUUAAAUAACACAGUGCUUUGGAUAUAAGACCAAAAUCUGCUUUUUACACACAACUAUGACUUGUUUCUUUUCAUCUGCAUAUUUGCAGAUGGAGAGGGGAAAAAAAAUAAUAUCUAUAUAAAAUGAGCUAACAACUAUGCCAGCAAAAUUAAAUCACUUACGAAUGUCUGCUGGCUGGAGAGGUUGCACAUCUGUGAGAGUGACGAGGGAGAAGGAGAGGAAGUGGAACUUCACCUUCUUUGAACAGUGCUGUCGCAUGUUAAGUGACAAAAUGAUGCGUCUCUGGAAACUUCAGCAUCUGUGGUUUGUGCGACAUAUGCUUAGUGAAGCAUCAUUUGGAUGUGCACAGGGGAAAGCACAGCGCUAAGGACCGAGCCUGGAGCGGGCUUUGCUUUCAAACAGGCUUUGGGUAGCAAAGUCAAGCCCAGGGUGAGAGUUGCCCUAAGCAGGUCAGACUGUUGGGCUGUUCUGACUUGUGGAUGAUAAUUUAGGGGGAGAACACAUGAGCCUGGCCACUGUUGUGGCCUUCCCAUUUGUCCACCCCCAGCUUGAGCAGCCCUCAGAUGAGGGAUGCUAGAGGGGAUUCCCCUGCCUGUUGCCUUUAGUAGCCCUUUGUGUACAGCUGUUCUCCAUGAACUGCUCUAACCCUGUGAACCUGCUGCCCACCUCUGCAACACCCUUUGGCAGCAGAUGUCAACCAUUUGCUACCCGCCAGAUAAAGAAACAAUUUUGUGUGCUUUGAACUGCUCGUUACAGCUAGUGCUCCCAGUUCUUGUGUCCUAGUGUGUGCUAGUUCCACCUUCACCUUAUCCACUGCACAGGGAGCUGUAAACCUUGAUCAUGUCCCCUUUCAGCCUUUCCUCUCUGCCUGAAGGGUCACAGCGGUUUAGUCUUUCAUCAGCAGGUGGCUGCUUCAGUCCCUUGAUUGCUUUAUUUGCCCUUCUUUGAUCUCCUUCAUCUCUAGGUCUCAGGAAGUCUGUAGGGUGGUCAGAUGCACUUGCAGUGGUCAAGGUCUGGACAUGCGGAGGUGUCAUACAAUAUGAAAAGAUGCUGUCUCCUUGUCCUCCGUCCCCUUCAUGAGGGUGCCCAGCACUCUGGUGGCUUUAUCUGCCCCUGAGACAGUCCUUUGCAGAGCGUUGCUGGUAAGAGACAGAGGACUCACCCGUGGGUCAGUUGACUUAGCUCUCUCUUCUCCUUAACCUUUAUCUUUACACAUCACGAGUUCUUGAUUCAAUUUAUGACCAUACAAUACGCCAUUUCCCCUUGAGGCUUGUCUGUCUUUAAUUACACCUAGAAAAGCUCAUUGUCUGGCUGAAUUCCUCUCCAAGCAGUGUCUCCCUUUUAUCUGGCUGUGGGUUUUGGCGUGGUGGGGUGCAGAAUGGUGCCUCAUCUCCACGUGGGCUCUGCAGUUGGAUCCAGUUGAGGUCUGGAGCUUUGGCUGGGAGUGGAGCUGAUGUGCAGUUUCAGUCUAGUGAUGUAAUUGAUUGGAACAAAUGCUUUUCCUGCUCUUUCUGAACUGGUUGUGAGGAAUUCUUCAGGCUGGGCAGAGCGGACAGUUAUUUUUGCUGUUAUUUCUAAUCUUGCCUAGAAAUGGUGAGACUCACGGCUUCUGGGAAAUGCUGAAUGGGACCAACGUUUCAUCAGGUUUCAUACCCAGCCUUUUAUUCUUCCCCUUGGUCUUCUGCUUGGACUUACCACAGCUGAUGUUGCAAGCCUGAGAAGGCUGCUUGGUGUGGAGUUUCCCAUUUCUGAUGUGCUCAUUCUUACCCUGUGUUGUGAAGUUCCCAUGAUGUGUCUGAGUUGGAUGAGCCUGGAGGCCUCAAACAGGGGUGACUUCCAGCCCUUUAUCUUACUUUUGACAGUGGUGAGAUAGCAACCUUGUUGUCACCCAUCACGUGCAUGCUGCCAACAGGGCUUCCUAUGAUGGCACGAGCAGGAGGAGCUGAAUUAGACUGAUUUAAGAAUGCUUAACAUCUCACCAGAUACAGGAGUGCCUCUGAAGAGGUGCUCUUGUGGUUUGCCUUUGGUCUGCAGCAACUUGAGUGUGAGAGGGAGCUCAGUGUGAAAAGCACAAGAGGGUGGAUGACAGUCCCACCUCCUGGCCGUGAGCUGCUGGCAGUGAUGCUGUGAGGAGGUACAGGAGCAACAAUGGACUGGCCCCAGCAAAGAUGUCGCAGGUGUUGGGAGAAGACAUCUCAUGUGAAAUGGAGACAGUGUUUCUGAUCUGGAACAGUCUCAAUGACCCUCUGUUUGGCUGGCUGAGCGACCGAGUGUUCCUUAGCACGCAGCAGCCAGGAGCAGAGAUUUCCUCCCCAGAAGUAGUUCUGAAGAGGCUCAAAGCAUUAAGCCACAAUGGCCCCCUCUUUGCCAUCUCUUUCCUGGCUUUCUGGGUUGCCUGGGCUCACCCUGGUUUGCAGUUCCUUCUUUGCCUUUGCAUGUAUGACAGCUUUCUCACCAUGGUCGACCUGCACCACAACGCCUUGCUCGCAGACCUGGCUGUUUCAGCAAAAGACAGGACCAGCCUCAACUUCUACUGCUCCCUCUUCAGUGCCAUAGGCUCCCUCUCUGUCUUCAUGUCCUACGCAGUGUGGAACAAAGAGGACUUCUUUUCCUUCCGCAUAUUUUGUGUGGCGCUGGCCCUCUGCUCCAUCGUUGGUUUCACACUGUCCACGCAGCUGCUCCGCCAGCGCUUUGAGGCUGAUGGGAAAGUGAAAUGGGAUCAGGAAUCAACCCUGAAAGAGCUGUACAUUGAGAAGCUCUCCGUCCCUCAGGAGAAGAGGAUCACCCUGGCAGAGUAUCUCCAGCAGCUCUGCCGACAUCACAACUUCCUCUGGUUUGUCUGCAUGAACCUCAUCCAGGUUUUUCACUGCCACUUUAACAGCAACUUCUUCCCUCUGUUCCUGGAGCACCUGCUGUCAGACCAGAUCUCUGUCUCUACUGGAUCCUUCCUGCUUGGUGUUUCCUACAUUGCCCCUCAUCUCAACAACCUCUACUUCCUGUCCCUCUGCCGCCGCUGCGGGGUUUAUGCUGUGGUGCGAGGACUCUUCUUCCUGAAGCUGGUGCUCAGCAUUGCCAUGCUCCUGGCAGGACCUGAUCAGGUGUAUCUGCUCUGCAUCUUCAUUGCCAGCAACCGGGUGUUCACAGAAGGGACCUGUAAGUUGCUCAGCCUGGUGGUGUCUGACUUGGUGGACGAGGAUCUGGUCCUGAACCGCAGGAAGCAGGCGGCCUCGGCGCUGCUCUUCGGGAUGGUGGCCCUGGUCACCAAGCCGGGCCAGACCUUCGCCCCGCUGAUCGGCACCUGGCUGCUCUGCGCCUACACGGGCUACGACAUCUUCCAGCGCAGCCCCUUGAGCGCCGAGUUGGUGGUGAGUGCCCGGCCCAAGCCCGAGGCCGCCGCGGCUGCGGAGCCGACCCUUCGCCAGGGCUGCUUCUACCUCCUGGUCUUGGUGCCCAUCGCGUGUGCGCUGCUGCAGCUCCUCAGCUGGUCGCAGUUCAGUCUGCACGGGAAGCGGCUGCAGAGGGUGAAGGCUCAGCGCCAGAGUCUGACACAAGGCCGAGCACCAGAAGUCAAAACCGUCUAGAGGAGGCGCCUGAGCCCUGGGGGCUGGGAACCCCCAUUACAGUGCAACUGUGAAAUGCUGUAAUGCCCAUGUUUACUCAGCCCAGGACUUGGUCGCUGGGGAUGGCAGAGAAGCAGUUCAGCAUGGGAAGGACCUGGAAUAGAUUGCUGGGGCACAGGAGCGGGGAUGCUUUAGCCCAGUCUGGCCUGGGGAGCAGAGGCUAGGACAUCCCAGCAGGACAACCCUGGUGCAGUCCUCCACCCUGGAGAACUGCAGUAUUUGGGAGCAGUGAGCAGGAGGGGACCACACUGGGAUUCCUCCCUUGCUAGACCCCUGCAGUUUUGGAGAACAGAGUGGGAGGCUCCUGAGGGGCCAAGUGAUGGAGGUGGGUAAUGGCAGGACAGCAGGAGCAGGGAUAGGAGGACUCUGAAGGCCUUUCCCAGUAGCUGAUGCACCCUUUUCCACAGACACUGCUGUGGUUCUUGGACCAAAUUCACUCUUUGGCAUUUGAUGUUCCCAGGACAAUAUCCUGCACAGCCUGGGCCUGCCCACUGUGCUGCUUGUGUGCUGAGGCUCAUUCCUUCCUGGCCUUGCAGAAGCAGUUGGUGCUGGGCUUGAAUUGGGCUCAGAAAAUUAAGCUGCAACAUCUCAUCUGGCAUCCCUGUGCCUGUGGUUACCCCUUCUCUUCCCUCAGCAGCCCCUUCCCAGCUGCACUGUGACACAGCAGUGCCCGGAGUCCCUCCUAGGCUGCCUGAGGCUGGGGGGCUGCGGUCAGGGAACCCAUCCCUAACCCUGGAACUGCCUCCCUGCCCAGAGCCACCCCAGGUGAGGCAGAGAGGUACCUUCUUUUGCAUGGGGUGAGGGCAGCCUGGAGGAGACAUCAGGUCUGGCUUUUGUGCCUUCAGUUCCUCUUAGGAGCCUGUCUUACAGUGCUGGCCAGUCAUGGGGUUGAGAUUUUACCUCUUGGUCUCCCUGGUUCUGGCUGGCAGCAGGGGGAGUAAGUAGUCACUGAAGAUAUCCUCCAGACAAGCAAGCAUCUCCUCAAGGAGAUUAGAGGCCAGCAGAAGAGAUGUGCCAAAGCACAGCUCUGCCCUGUGCAUGCCUGGAGGGAGGAGGCUGGAGGCUGACAGGAGCCUGAGGGCAUUGCUGUUUGUUUAGUACCAGGUUCUCUCUGGUCCCUCAGCCCACAAACCUGCCCUAGUGCCUGGGGACACAGCUGACCUUCUGUCUUGGACCAAGACCUUUCUGCCACGAGACUGCUGCAGCUCUUGAAGGUUCAAUCAUUAUUUGUGCAACUUCCAUCAAAGUUUGAGAAUGAUUCUUCAUUUCAUAAAUUAAAGAUGAUCUUUUCUGUA